Molecule: messenger RNA, 1806 nt
Organism: Lithohypha guttulata
Lineage: Eukaryota; Fungi; Ascomycota; Eurotiomycetes; Chaetothyriales; Trichomeriaceae
Gene: dak1
Product: dihydroxyacetone kinase Dak1
Exons: 2
Coding region: 1-1806 (601 amino acids)
Biological process (GO): glycerol catabolic process
Cellular component (GO): cytosol
Molecular function (GO): glycerone kinase activity; ATP binding
Source: RefSeq, a predicted model, not a curated record
AUGGCAUCGUUGGCCGCAACCAAACGCAUCAAACACUUCUUCGAGGAUGCCACGGUGCUCGUGCACUCAGCACUGAACUCCCUGACCCUAACGAAUCCGUCAUUGGCCUUUGACAAGGAGAACAAGAUAAUAUACAGGAGGCCGACCAAGGAUGCUGAGGUCAAGGUGUCGAUGAUAUCAGGAGGAGGCUCAGGCCACGAACCUGGCUUCGCUGGGUUUGUUGGCAAGGGUCUCCUGACGGCUUCUGUGGCUGGUACUAUCUUUGCUUCACCUUCGGCGGAGCAGGUCAGAAGAGCUGUGCUUACUAGGGUUCCUACUGAGAAGGGCGUCCUGGUAAUCACGAUGAACUACACCGGAGACGUGCUGAACUUUGGCAUGGCUGCGGAAAAGGCGAAAGCUGGAGGUGUUGCUACAGAGUUCUAUGCUAUUGGUGAUGAUGUUGGAGUGGGACGAGCAAAAGGCGGCAAGGUUGGCAGACGAGGUAUUGGAGGUGGUAUUCUGUUGCUGAAGAUAUGUGGUGCCCUGGCUGAAGCAGGUGGCAGCUUGACUGAGGUAUACGAGCUUGCUCAACAGGUGAAUCGCAACCUUGUGUCACUUGGCUCGUCGCUUGAAAGAGUGCAUGUCCCUGGUCGAGAGAUUCCCAAGGAGGGCGAUACCGAGGGUGUGAUUCCUUAUGGCGAGAUAGAGGUGGGCAUGGGCAUCCACAACGAGCCUGGUAGCAGACGAGUCAAAGCCACUUUACCAGAGCUUGUCAAGAUCAUGCUUGCUCAGCUGCUAGACCCCAAGGACGAAGAUAGGCAUUACACCAACAUCACCAAGGACGACAAGAUCGUCCUCUUCAUGAACAACUUGGGCGCGACAUCGAUGAUCGAGUUUGCCGGCGCAACCAACGAGUGUGUAAGGCAACUAAAGGAAGACUACGGCUUGACCCCCGUCCGAGUCAUAACAGGCACUUUCCUCACCUCCCUCGACGGGCUAGGCUGGUCCGCCUCAAUCCUGCGUCUAGAGGAUACAGGCCUAGGCCCUGGCAAAUCCAUGCUCGAGCUCAUCGACGCGCCAGCCGAAGCAGUAGGCUGGGCUAACACGGGCGUGGCCACAUCGACAUGGAACGAAGACCACACCGCCACAUUCGACCACAGCGCACAAGACACAGCCGAUACGUCAAAGUCGCAUCUCACCCUCGACCCUGCGCAGGCAUCAAAAGUCCUCAAAGCCGGUCUACAGAGAAUGGCAGCUGCAGAAGCAGACGUUACUCGUUACGACACCAUCGUCGGAGACGGCGAUUGCGGCAUUGGUCUGAAACGUGGCGCGGAAGCAGUCGUGAAAGAGCUGGAUGGUGGGAACCUACCAAACGAUGCUGUCGCGUUCCUCAAUAAGAUUAUCCCUGUGGUCGAGAAUACAAUGGAUGGGACGUCGGGUGCUAUCUACGCCAUCUUCCUGAAUGCUUUGGCGUUUGGGCUGAGGUCACAAGAUACUGGUUCGGAGCAGGCGGCGACGUCACAGGUGUGGGCUCGGGCGUGUAAGAGUGCCAUGGGUGAUUUGGCGAAGUAUACGCCGGCUCAACCGGGAGACAGGACAUUGAUGGACAGCUUGGUGCCGUUUGUGGACACGCUGGAGAAGAGUGGAAGUGUGAAAGAGGCGGCGGCGGCAAGUAGAAAGGGUGCAGAGGAUACGAAGGGUAUGAAAGCUAGUUUGGGACGAGCCGUUUAUGUGGGAAGUGAAGAAGAGUGGAUUGGGAAGAUACCUGAUCCGGGAGCCUGGGGUUUGGCUGAAUUUUUCGACGGAAUGGCUGAGGUUACAGGCUGA